CACAGCAGGCCUUCCGGCCUGGGGCCUGCCCGCCAGCCGGCCGUGCUCCGCCGCCGCAUCCAGAGCCAGCUGUCUGUCGGCGUCGGGGACCAGAGACCUGUUUGGCCCGACAUCCAUCUAUACAUCUCCAGGGUCUGGCGAGGCGCAGGGGCGCGCAGCCUGCGCGGGGCGGCGGCGGCGAUGCCGGACCCCGCGGCGCACCUGCCCUUCUUCUACGGCAGCAUCUCGCGCGCCGAGGCCGAGGAGCACCUGAAGCUGGCGGGCAUGGCCGACGGGCUCUUCCUGCUGCGCCAGUGCCUGCGCUCGCUGGGUGGCUACGUGCUCUCGCUGGUGCACAACGUGCGCUUCCACCACUUCCCCAUCGAGCGCCAGCUCAACGGCACCUACGCCAUCGCGGGCGGGAAGGCGCACUGCGGCCCCGCCGAGCUCUGCGAGUUCUACUCGCGCGACCCCGACGGGCUGCCCUGCAAUCUGCGCAAGCCGUGCAACCGGCCGUCUGGGCUCGAGCCGCAGCCCGGGGUCUUUGACUCUCUGCGCGAUGCCAUGGUGCGCGACUACGUGCGCCAGACGUGGAAGUUGGAGGGCGAGGCCCUGGAGCAAGCCAUCAUCAGUCAGGCGCCCCAGGUGGAGAAGCUCAUUGCCACGACGGCUCACGAGCGGAUGCCCUGGUACCACAACAGUCUGUCGCGCGAGGAGGCCGAGCGCAAACUCUAUGCAGGCUCGCAGACCGACGGCAAGUUCCUGUAUGUGGGGCUGAGGCCCCGGAAGGAGCAGGGCACGUAUGCACUGUCCCUGAUCUAUGGGAAAACCGUGUACCACUACCUCAUCAGCCAGGACAAGGCGGGCAAAUACUGCAUUCCUGAGGGGACCAAAUUUGACACGCUGUGGCAGCUGGUGGAGUACCUGAAGCUGAAGGCUGACGGGCUCAUCUACUGCCUGAAGGAGGCCUGCCCCAACAACAACGCCAGCGCGGGUGCAGGGGCCGCUGCUCCCACACUCCCAGCCCACCCAUCCACGUUCACCCACCCUCAGAAACGGAUUGACACCCUCAACUCAGAUGGAUACACCCCUGAACCAGCACGCCUAGCGUCCCCAGAGAAAGUGCGGCCGAUGCCUAUGGACACAAGCGUGUAUGAGAGCCCCUACAGUGACCCCGAGGAGCUCAAGGACAAGAAGCUCUUCUUGAAGCGCGAGAACCUCCUCAUAGCUGACAUCGAACUUGGCUGUGGCAACUUUGGCUCAGUGCGCCAGGGCGUCUACCGCAUGCGCAAGAAGCAGAUCGACGUGGCCAUCAAGGUGUUGAAACACAACACAGAGAAGGCGGACAAGGACGAGAUGAUGCGCGAGGCACAGAUCAUGCACCAGCUGGACAACCCUUACAUCGUGCGCCUCAUCGGCGUCUGCCAGGCCGAGGCCCUCAUGCUCAUCAUGGAGAUGGCGGGUGGCGGGCCCCUGCACAAGUUCCUGCUGGGAAAGAAGGAGGAGAUCCCCGUCAGCAAUGUGGCGGAGCUGCUGCACCAGGUGUCCAUGGGGAUGAAGUACCUGGAAGAGAAGAACUUUGUGCACCGCGACCUGGCGGCCCGCAACGUCCUGCUGGUCAACCGGCACUAUGCCAAGAUCAGCGACUUUGGUCUCUCCAAGGCUCUGGGUGCCGACGACAGCUACUACACCGCCCGCUCGGCAGGGAAGUGGCCGCUCAAGUGGUAUGCGCCCGAGUGCAUCAACUUCCGCAAGUUCUCCAGCCGCAGUGACGUCUGGAGCUACGGGGUCACCAUGUGGGAGGCCUUCUCCUACGGCCAGAAGCCCUACAAGAAGAUGAAGGGCCCCGAGGUCAUGGCCUUCAUCGAGCAGGGCAAGCGGAUGGAGUGCCCGCCAGAGUGUCCGCCCGAAAUGUACACGCUCAUGAGCGACUGCUGGAUCUACAAGUGGGAGGACCGCCCAGACUUUGUGACCGUGGAACAGCGCAUGCGGGCUUACUACUACAGCUUGGCGAGCAAGGUCGAGGGAUCCUCCGGGGGCGAAAAGGGGGCCGAGGUCACGUGUCCCUGAGCCCCAGUCUGCCCAGGGCCUGCAGGCCCCCACGCCCCAGCUUUUUCUCUGUGCCCUCAGCCCCGCCCCAGGACCGCCAGUCUGGCUGGGGCCAGCUCAGUCCUUUCCCCCACUGGCUGGACUGUGGUGAGGGGGGCAGCCGAGGCCUCUGGGCCACACUGGUCCAGCGUUCCCCAGCUGGUCACCUGUCCUCUCUGGCUGGGGCAGGCAGGAAGACCUUGGGAGGGUGGGGUUGUAUAGCCUGGUCCUGGGCUUGUAUCUACCUGGGGGGCCUGGAACUGAGGGGGCAUUGCUUGCCACAAGGAACCUCCUUCCUCUGGGCCCUGAAGGGGAAGACUCUGGGAGUCCUCAGGUGGCAAGGCCUCAGUCAUUGGAAUAAACUCAGCUUCUCUCUUGUUUGA
Equus quagga is the source of this 2450-nucleotide messenger RNA. RefSeq names its product tyrosine-protein kinase ZAP-70. Gene Ontology annotation, biological process: cell differentiation; cell surface receptor protein tyrosine kinase signaling pathway; innate immune response. NCBI's taxonomy places the organism in Eukaryota, Metazoa, Chordata, Mammalia, Perissodactyla, Equidae. Gene Ontology annotation, molecular function: non-membrane spanning protein tyrosine kinase activity; ATP binding; signaling receptor binding. Gene Ontology annotation, cellular component: cytoplasm; extrinsic component of cytoplasmic side of plasma membrane. The coding region runs from base 181 to 2049 and encodes 622 amino acids. The transcript is spliced from 14 exons. The record is from RefSeq and is a predicted model, not a curated record.